UGACCACUCACGUAUAUAAAUAGCCUCACGACUCUAUCAUGAAGGCCAAACUUGAGAACCAAUCGAAAACGGUUGCACGUGCGAUAGUGCUGCAGUUUUCCAAUAAGCGUGUUAUCAUGUUUAUUUACAGCUGAUUUUUAGCAUAUUUAGUAUACACAGUUGAUGUAUUGUGCAGAAGCCUGGUGUAGGUUUGAAAGAGAUCUACAUGGGGAUUCCCUGAGAAUUGCAGAAUUUUCGAAGAUUUAAUCCAGAAGACCUUAUUGUGAGGCAUUCAAAUUUAUUUUAUUUUUGCAUUUGCAAUUCACAUUGCUCUGUGGAAUUAAGAUGUUGAUUGACAACAGAAUAUUGGAUGAUGUCUUUCCAACACAGCUUGGGGAAAAGCCAGUGGAUUUAGUUUCAAGUACCAAACAUUACAGAAUAAAUGCAGAGGUGUCCUUUGGUGACAUCAAUAAUAAUUCUGAGUAUAUAAGAAAUUCACAGCAGAAAAGGAGAGAAAGAUCUGAGAGCAGUGAAUCUAAAGACAGUGGUGUUGACUCAAUCAGUUAUGCAAAUUCAGAUCUUGACACAACCUGCAAAAAGUGUGAUAAAAAUUGCAAAGUGCAUGAUGACAUUGGAACAAAGCUUGACUGUGACAAAAAAACUGAAGCUUACUGUAAUAUAGCAGAGGUAACAAAUAGUGAACAGAGUGAGGACUCAAGUGGUAAUAAGACUGAUAAAAGUGCUUGGUCAAAGUGGAUCCCAUCAUUUUUAUUGGAACCAGAGUAUAUUUUGAAUUCUUUGAAUAAAAAAGGAUUCAUCCACAAGCAUGCUGAUUCAUUAUUUAGUACAGAUAGUGGCUUUACCAACUACAGGGGCUUGUUGAAUCUCUGUAUUCUUUUGUUGGCGCUGUCAAAUACCAGAUUGUUUAUUGAAAAUUUGAUCAAAUAUGGAAUCCUGAUUGACCCUCUCAAGGUCAUCCAGUACUUCCUGUCAGAACCAUACAGCUGGCCCAACGCCCUUCUACUGUUUUCUGAAAAUUUCUACAUAUUAUUUGCAUUUGCUGUAGAAGUAUUGUUAUCAAAAGAAUGGCUGUCAGAGAGGUUAGGAAUGGUGCUGAAUGCGACCAAUCUGUUACUGAGCUUAACGGUGCCAGCGACAGUUAUCCUGUACGUCCACCCUAACCCAGGGUUUUCUGUUGUCACUUGUGGGGUGGCCACUGUUGUAUUUCUCAAGUUAGUCUCCUACGUUUGUGUCAACAAAUGGUGUCGAGAAAAGAAGGCAGAAGUCAAAAAGUCACACCGUAGAAAGUCAGUCAGUAUGUCCGAACCAGCCCUCUCAAAGAACUUGAUGAAUGGUGAUGUCCAAACAACUUUUGUCAGUUACCCAGACAACCUCACACUGAAUGACAUGUAUUAUUUCAUCUGUACACCAACCCUCUGCUAUGAACUCAACUUUCCAAGAACCAUCCGAAUCAGGAAAAGAUUUCUACUUAAAAGAAUUGUAGAAAUGAUGUUUUUGGCCCAGCUAAUGACAGGCUUAGUGCAACAGUGGAUCAUACCCACGGUGAACAAUUCCCUGAAACCACUCACAGAUAUGGAGAUUCCUUUAGUGAUUGAAAGACUUCUUAAAUUAGCUGUUCCCAACCACUUGAUUUGGCUGAUCUUUUUCUACUGGUUCUUCCAUUCCUGUCUAAAUGUGUCGGCAGAAUUAUUGCGCUUUGGAGACAGAGAGUUCUACAAAGAUUGGUGGAAUGCCGAGUCAAUUUCUGAAUUCUGGCAAACUUGGAACAUUCCUGUCCAUAGAUGGGCGCUCAGACAUUUAUACAAACCACUUCUUCGACGUGGUGUGUCUAAACAAGUUGCUUCAGUGGCUGUGUUUGCUACCUCAGCUUUCUUCCAUGAGUAUUUACUUAGUGUUCCUCUAAGAAUGUUUAGAGUGUGGGCUUUCACAGCAAUGUUGGGGCAAGUACCCCUGGCAAUGUUUACAGCAAAGUUUUGUAAAGGUCGCCACCAGAUCGGGAACAUGAUUGUGUGGUUGUCCCUCAUUCUGGGCCAGCCAAUCGCCAUCCUAGCCUAUGUCCAUGACUAUUACGUCGGAAAUGUCCUUCUGUCCUUCCAUAACUGAGGACUGAAAUUUUGAGUGUAUUAGGGUAAAAAAAAAAAAAAUAAAAAUAAAUAUAUUUUUGGAUGUGCCACACAAGUUGCAAAUGAAACGUGAAGAAUUAGAAAUGAUUACUUUGUGUUUAAAAAACACAAUAUAAAUGUGAGACUAUUUGGUGUUUCAAAAACACAAAGAAGUUGAUUGUAAAAGUGAUUUUGAUUAUUUUGUGAUGUUGAAGUUUUGAGAGAGUAUCAGACUUCAAUGUACUAGUUGAUUGUUUUGUUCAUUAAUUGUAUUAUAAUGCAACUAAAAUAUGUAUUGCCUCGUCAUAUGAGGGUACAUAUCACAUGUAGCUACUUUAAUUUCUUUUGAUUUUUUUUCACAAGAUUUGCUCCUUAUUUGUAUCACAACCAAUGCAAUUAAAAUAAUAUGUAAUACACCGUCAUAUGAAAUAAACUAUUUACCUGUAACUACACCAAUUUUUUGAAUGGAGAAAAACCUGUUACAAAUUACAUUUGUGCAUGAUUAUGUUCUGCAAGUUUUUAUUUUGUUUUGUUGUUGAUCUAUUCUGAACCUUUUUCUCUGUUUUGAAUUACAUGUAUAAGGAAGCAUUCUGCAUAUUUGACAUUAUUUAAUAUAGAAAAGUUUGUUUCCAUGGUUUGUUAUGAAGCUAGUCAAUGAGUUCAUAUGUAAAUGUUCAGUCUAAAAAUAAAACACUCUCAGGGUUAUGAAGAACAAAGACUUCAAGCUCAUUCCAAACAAAACAAAUAGAAGAGAAUAUUUUUUCUUGUUCAACACCUUAAUUCUUGAAUCAACACCUUUGUAUCUUGAUGUUUUUCGCUUUUUUGAUCCUGUUAUAUUUAUAUGCCUGAAAACCUUUCUUUAAAAAAAUUUCCUCUGAUUUUUUUGCUAAAAAAAUAAAUAUCUAUCAAUCAUAUCACAUACAGCCGAUGAUUGCAGGGGAUCACCAUGGUAUGAUAGAAGCUUAGAAUAAAAUAGAGCAGAAGCCAGUAUUAUGUAUAUGAUUUUUAUGUCUUUAUGUAAUUCAUAUACAGAUAAAGUGUUGCCCAUAUUGAAUCACUGUGCGAUUCCUUGCUGAUCUCACAUGCUGUCUCCAAGAUAUAACAAAUAAGCUGUGAUUUUUGAGACAUAAUGAGCAUUAUUUGUGAACCUGUAUAUUUUCAAAUAGUGAUGCAUUCUUUGAGUCCAUUUACAUGUAUUUGUAUAGAGAUAGUUACUGUACAUGUAUUAUGUGUGUUGUUUUGUUCUGACAUUAAUCAUUUAACCAUAAUUUUGUACCAAGUGCAUCUGCUUAAUUAACUUGACACUUUAGGGCAAAAUCUUGCAGAUUAUAUUGAUAGCAACAUGGGGCUGGAUUCUGGCAUGUGCGAAAGCAAUAGACGUUUUUGUGAGGAUGUUUUUUUCUCUCCUCAACAGAUACUGAGUAACAAUUCUACUUAAUUACACUCUUGCAUUUAACAAUUAUAAAAGAUGUAAGAAAUAGUUUUAAUUAUUGCCAGACCAGUCUUUAUUUAGAGUUUCUAUUCUAUAUAAAAUUCUAUUUGUACCUUAUAUAUUGUACAUUGAAAGCUUUAUAACUAAUGCAAAUAAAAAUAAUUCAAUACACAUGAAUCACUUCUUGUCUGAUAUCUUCAAUAAUGGAUCAAAGAAUGCCUAGAAGAACAAAUGUCAUUUGCAUGUACAUAUACCUGGUACAUGCAUGACAUUGUUUAAUUCAUGCCUAGAAAA
Messenger RNA from Magallana angulata, 3828 nucleotides. RefSeq names its product diacylglycerol O-acyltransferase 1-like. Gene Ontology annotation, biological process: triglyceride biosynthetic process. Lineage: Eukaryota; Metazoa; Mollusca; Bivalvia; Ostreida; Ostreidae. Gene Ontology annotation, cellular component: endoplasmic reticulum membrane. The transcript has 16 exons. The record is from RefSeq and is a predicted model, not a curated record. Gene Ontology annotation, molecular function: diacylglycerol O-acyltransferase activity. Bases 325 to 2103 code for a protein of 592 amino acids.